UUGAAUGGAAGUGAUGUUGAUUUGCUCAGUCAAUUGAACAAUAGUUCCGAUUUGAAUAGAAAUCCACAAUUGGCAUUUCCACUAGUUCGAUGUGAUGAUUUCAUUGUUCGCCAUUUUGCAGCCGAUGUCACAUAUUCAAUCAAUGGAUUCGUUGAGAAAAAUCGAGAUGCGAUUGGCGAACAAUUGAUGAAACUCGUCACAUCGAGUCAAUUCGAGUUAAUGCAAAAUAUUUUUGGAACUGGAAAACCAAUAUUGGAUCAAAGUGGUAAUCGAACAAUUGCCAGUCAAUUUAGAAGUUCGCUGAAAGAGUUGAUGAAUGUUUUGGAUGCGACAACACCGCAUUACGUGCUAUGCGUCAAACCGAAUGAUAGCAAAACCAGGUAUUUAAUUAGUUUUUGUUUUAUUGAACUUUUGUAAUUUUUUGCUUUUUUUUCCAGUUUUGCAUUCGACCACAUUCGAGCCAAUGAUCAACUUCGAAAUUUCGGCGUUCUGGAAAUUGUUCGGAUUUCGGCUGCCGGAUUUCCUUCGCGAUUUAAAUAUGAUGAUUUCGCUCGAAGAUAUGCAAUUGCUUAUACAAAACAAGAAGUUUCAUUUUGCCGAGAUUCACCGAAAGCAUUGUCGAAAAUCGUAUGCGAAGAAUAUUUGGAAAAAGGAACCUUUGAAUUUGGAAAAACCCAACUUUUCCUGAAAAUUGGACAAAUCGCACAUUUGGAGAGAAUCCGAGAGGAAAAAAUAUCGGCAGCAAUUGUUAUUCAGAAACUUUGGAGAGGGAUCAUGACUCGGCGGAUUUAUAAGGAUUCGAAAAUCGGGAAAAGCAAUGAUAUUGAAGUGAAAAUGGUAAUAAUUUAUUGAAAUUGGAGGGGAUCACUGAAAUAACAAUUUCCCCACGUCUGAAAAAAUUUUAGAGAGUUACAAUUUCGCCACGGGUACAAUUUUUUUGACAACCUAACCAACAUUUUUAAUUUCCAGUUAUCGCCGAGCUCAACGAUUCAAUCACAAGAUUUGACGAUUUCGUCUGAUGAGAAAAAUAUUGGUGUGGUGAAUGAAGAAGAAAGACCAACGUGUUUGGGAUGUAACGUCGGAUACCGGGUGAGCGAUGUUUUCCCCGAAUGUUUUGGGAGGAUUUUGUAGGGCAAAAAGAAACGCGUUUCGAAACUACUUCUCUGACUGUUUGGGUUCCAAAAAAGUUUCACCAAAAACCAUUUUCUGCACAAGCCUGUCAGAUUGUUCAGUCGUUCUUUUACAUACUUAAAAAAAAUCCGCAUUGUGCGUCAUUAUCUUCAACUUUCUACAAACCUUAUCUUCAGGUGUCAAGCCCGAAGGAGAGGUAGAAAAGAAAGUAAGAUCAGAAGCAUUUCAAAACCGAUUCAUUUUUUCUAAAAUUAUGGUGCAGAAGGAUUUUUGACAUGAAGUAGAAAAGAGAUUUUUAAAAUUUAGAUAUCUUUCAAAAAUGAACAUUGGGACACAGAGAACUACCAUAUUUUCAUUUUCAAAAAUCAAUCUAAAACACACUUCUAAAAAAAUACUGUUAUGGCAAAAGUUCCUAGAAAAUUUUCAUUAAUUCAGUUCAACGCACAUUCUAUUUUUGUUGUCAAUUUGCUAAUCAAGAAAAAGUAACACAAAAUAUUUGCAGGCCACUUCAACUUGUAAUAUCUGCAAAUUUCUAUGCAUCAAUUGUUUUAUGGCACAUUCAUCGAUGAAGUUCUUCCAAAGCCACGAUGUCAAAUUGUUGGAUGAAACUGUGGAUGAUUGUUGUAUUGACAAAAAGGACGAUGAAAUUACGAGAUCACAUUGUCAAGAUUCUUCUAGAAAUCGAACUGAUUCGGAUUUACACGAGGUUUGUAUUCCAUAAUAUUUAUGAAAUCGGAAGAAAUCAAGCUAAUGUAAAAUGCAAUCGGAUGAGAGGAGGAGAUUUAGAGAAAAUAAUGCACGGCUCUUUUAUUUUUGCGCGAACUCUUCUUACCCCGCUUCAUUUUUCCAAAAGCUUCGGCGUUUCCUAGAAUGUUGUGCAAUUUUUCGAUUAUAAAGUAAAUGGGCUCAAAAAAUCGCAAAAUUACUAUUUUUAGUGAAAACUAAAUUAUACGGAUGAGAGUUCAUUUUUGGCUGGAUUUUAAAAAUCAAUUUUAGAAAUUUGGAUUUAAAGUUUGAAGAACAAUGCAAUUUCGAACUGAAAAUUCAAAAUUUCCACGUCAUAUGUCAAUUUAUUCCAGUUUUCGAUUUCUUAUUUUAUUCUAUUUUCAGUCAAGUUGUGGCAAAAUAAUUCAAUGUUUUCAAAAAUAAAACAAUAGGUUUUGACAAAAUUUUGAAAUCAAUAAUUUAUUGAAAGCUCAAGUGCACAGGAUAAUAUCAGGUGACUAAUUGUCUGCCGAGCGUCAGUUAGUCGUAAGUUUGUCGGCGAAAAUAUUGUGUGUUUCCCGGAGAUGCAGACGAAAAAGUUUCAGGCGACUAAUCAGAAGUUAGUCGUCGAUUAGUCGCCUGAAUCAUUUCGUCUGCGUCUCCAGAAAUACACCAUAUUUCGAAAAUUCUGCCGACGUACUUACGACUAAUUUACGAUUGGCAGCCGGUUAGUCGCAGGAUUUCUCUGAGUAGAUUGUCCGAAUCUAUAUUAAAGAAAAGUUGAAAAAAGCAAUUUUAUAGAGCCCGAGCUAUUUUUCCCAGUCUCUCCAUUUCUCAAACACUUUUUCUCGGGCUCUAUGAAAUUGAGAAAGCUUUUUCGCAACUUUUUAUAUAGAUUCGGACAUGGUUAUUUCUGGGUUGCCGGUCCAUUUAAGAAUUAAUCAAAACCAAGAUUUCGUUUGAAAUUGCUCAAAAAUCGACUGUAAAUUUAGAAAAGUGGAAAAAUUUGGAUCUUAUUAAAACACUCCAAUUUCCUGCAGGAUUUUUGCGGCAAAGUUAGCAACCCAAAUAUCGGACCAAAAAUCUCGAUAAAAUUGAAAAAUCUGGAUUUCUAAUGCUUAAAACAAGAUUUUUGUUAGAAAAUCAAGAAAUUAUCAGAACUUUGGCCCCAAAAUAAUUUGAUCGAAAAACACUCAAAAUAUUGCAUGUUUUUCUGAAUUUCCAAAAAAAAUCUGAGCAUUUUUUGAAUUCCAAUCGAAAAUUUUGAAUUUUUUUCCAAUUUUUAAAAUAAUUCCGCAACAAGCGGAUUGAUAUUUAAUAGGUUUUCAAUUAGUAGAUAUUUCGAGAGAACUGUUUCAUUUUUAUUUCAACAGGGGAUAUCAGAAAAUGACAAUAAACAUUGUUUAUAGGAAAAACUGUCCUCAUUGAAACUCAUUGAAACAUUGAUCGUCUCUGUAAGAAAUUGCAAAUCAAAAGUAAAAAGGGAUAUAUGUAUCAAUAAUUUGGAAGAUAUUCAACAAAUUACAAGUUUGCAAGAUGAAGAAGAAAGAAUUGGGGAAAUAGAGAAAAAGAUCGAUGAUUAUGAUAAAAUGGUGAAAGAAGAAGAAAUGUUCAUGUUUCGAGAAAUGAAAAAUGUUUUGAACGUGGAAUUGAUGAAUGUAAAAGAAGAAAUUGAUCGAAGAAACAAGAAUUUGGUGAGUUUUUUCAAAAAGGCAUGGUAAACAUAGUCCAGAAAGCCAGGACAGCUUUUUGUAUCAAUUUAAGCUCGGGGUGGGGGCGGGGUGAGACGAAAAAAAAAGUUGUCGCAAUGUUAAAGGCUUCCCAAAAGUAGUAAAACCUCCAAGGGAUUUUUUCUGGAAACGCCCAGAAAAAAUGUUCCAUGAAUUAGAUACCACGUUGAAAUUAUUCGCUAAACUUUUGGACAUCGCAUAAGUUGAAAAAAAUCCAUGGAAUAUUUUUUUUCGGACCUUUUUAGGCCUUUCGAGAAAAAAUCCCGUGGGGCUUUUACUAUUCAAAGGGGGCCCGAUCUUUUGAGCUAAUUAAAUUUGUCGUCUUACCUUUUUUAGCUAUCACAUUUUACAGGAAGCAGUCCAAAAAUUCUACACAUUGGCAAUUGAAGAAGUCAAAAAUAUCACCAAAAUACAAAGUUGUGAUUUCGGUUGGGAUUUGCUGGAAGUGAAUCGGUCGAAUUCUGAAUUCUACAAGAAUAAAUUGACUGAAAAAACUGAUGAAAUUUCCGAAAGGAUUAUAAAAACGGAAGAGAUUUUGAAUUAUGGAAUGAUGAUAAGCAAUGAUGAAAUAUCAAUCUUGCAAGUUGUGGAAAGUUUGGAGAAUCAUCGUAAAUCUUUGAAAAAUGUAUAUAUUUGUUUGAAAUAUCAUCAAAAAGAUUUGGAUGGUUUUAUUUCGUUCUCGAAAAAGAUGGAAAAUAUUGAAGAUUUCCUGAAAAAUCAAGAAGUCUUACUCUCAAAUUCCGAUGAUUCGUUCAGUAUUGAAGAAAUAAAUUUCAAUGAAAAAGAACUCUCAAAAGUGAAGAAUAAUUUGGAAAACAUGAUUCAGUGCUGUAAAAAAAGAAAUUCAAAAGGAUAUUGUGACACAAGAAUAGUCAACACUAUUGCUGAUUUUUCCAUCCAAAAUGACACAUAUUUCAAAAAGGGAGAUGAGGUCAAAGUUCUUUUUCAUCAGGAAGAUCGUUUUCAAUCAAAACAAAAAAUGGUUAUAUUUAUUCGGUUCCGUCAUUUUUUUCGAACACAACAUAUCUUAUGAUUCGGUUUCGGAUUCUUCCAAAAGACUUUUUCAAAUUACGGAAAAUGUUGGGAAAGGAUGGCAAUUUAGGAAACAAGUACUCAAUUUUGAUGCUGUUGAGGUAUUUUUUUUCUAAAAUUCAUGAAAACUUUUUAUGAAAAAAUUGCCUUCAUCGUUGUUUUGUAGUAAUUUCUCCAGAUUUAAAAGUUUUUUGAUCGUGUAGAAGUGAAAUUCUGCCAAAUAUUGUGACGCAUUUUUCAUACUAGUUUUUUUUCCUCUGAAAUUUUUGUUUCGGAAUUAUAUACAUUUCAGAGUUAACUGCGAGAAAAUUCAAAAGCAAAAUAUUAUUUAAACAAUUUUCCGAAAAAUCUCCCCUACAUAUAAAAAACGCACAAACUAAAUGAAUCGGACAUUUGUCCGCAAUGACAUCAUGAUCCAAUAUCCAAAAAAUUCAAAAUAUUUUGUAGUAUUCAACAAUAUUCAUUAUUUUUAUUUAGCAGGUUCGCGGAGAAUUCGGUGAAGAAAUCGAAGGAGAAACGAGUUCAUUGAAUGGUGGUUUCGAGCAAGCGAAUUCGGAUAGUUGGCAGAUAGGUGAGGUUUUCGAAACACAUAUUUAAAGCAACACCCUUGUAUAAUAAGGCCAUUGCGAAAUGUUUCCAACCUCCAAAAUAUAUAAAAUUAUUUAAAAAAAAUUUUUCAAACUUAACAAAAAUUCCGCAUUUCCCGAAUUUCCAAGCAAAACGUAAUAUAUAUUUUGGGUAAAAUUAAAAGAAAUGUUUUAUGUAAAAAUACUGAAAGUUUUUCAGUGAAACACCAAUGAAUUUUUGUUCAAGAAUAUUCUUUAGAAAAUGUUAUCCUGAAAUGUAAAAAAAAACCUAGAGAAGUUGCAACUUUGCAACAACGUUGAUAUUGAUAUUUCGCCCUAAUUAUUGUUUUCUUCUCAAUUUGGCGCCUCAUAAUUUUAUGUUUUGAAUGUGAUUUGGAAAUUAUUCAAUAUUAUUGGAUUUUCAGGCAUUUGGAAAAUACUUCCAAUUCCAAGAUGAAGUUAACUUUGCCAAAUGUUAAUCUUUUUGUGAAUCAAUAUUUUCAGGUCUGAUAUAUGAUUUUUUUUCGAAUUCACAGUAACCCAAAAUUUUAAUUUUUCAAGAAAUAACCAUUUUUUUGAAAUCAAAUUAUAUGUGGCGCCGAAUUAUAUUCGAAGAAUCUCAAAAAGUGACUUUUGGUUCAAAAAAAGAUCAAUUCAGAAAAUGUUCCGAAAAUGAGCCAUGGAACAUCUUGCGGAACAUUUCUAAUGCGUCACAUUUUUCAAAUGACGCAUGUUCAGUUUUUUGAAAUGCUCCACAUUUUUGAAGUGAAACAUUUCUAUUUUUAUUUUUUGCGUUUCAUUUCAAAAUGAAGCACAAUUCAAAAAUUGAAAAUGGGACACGUCAAAAAUAAAACGCUUUUGUAAUUUUUGGAAGAAAUGGGUUUAUGACACUGUGUCGAAAAAAUGUUCCAUUAGGGAACUCUGAUAUAUUUCAUACCUUUUCAGAUCAUGCUGCUGAAUUUUUGUAUCAAGAUUUACGACUUGCUGACAAAAAUCAAGUGAUUGAAAAUGCGGAAAAACAUCAAAUAAUUUCAACUCCGUUUUGCUGCGAUCAAUAUAUGGGUAAACGAAAAAAGAAUGGCAUUUAUGACCAUGUAAGUAAUAGUUUUGAUGUAUACGACGUCCGAAAAAUUUAAGUUUAUAUGAAGAUUCUUCAAUUUUCUGGCUAAAAAAUCAAAAACCUGAUCAAUAUUUUUCGGACUGUGUGCUUUUUCUAUUCGUUAAAAAUCAAUCACUUCUUACAGUUUGCAUGUGAACGUUGCGGAAAGACGACAAAAUUGAAUGAAGGAUCGAAAAUCUCAAGAUAUCGAAAAUCAAUUCCGGAAAUUUUAGGCGUUAUUGAAAUGUUAUGUUCGGAGUGAGUUUUUUGUUAAGUCUUUUUAUAUUGUUCAAACUACAUUUUUCAGUUGUGAUGCGUUGGCGAUUACUUCUGCAAUUAAAUGUUCCAACACCGUAGUGUACAAGAUCAAAUACACAAUUUACGAUGCUGCUUUGGCCGACGAGUAAGUGAAAUAUUAAAUUGUUCAAUAGGAUUUCCACAUUGAAUUUCAGAUGCUUCGACAAAUUCUCCCGAUUCAAUAAAUGCAUCGAAUAUUUGAAAAUUUAG
Molecule: messenger RNA, 6770 nt
Organism: Caenorhabditis angaria
Lineage: Eukaryota; Metazoa; Nematoda; Chromadorea; Rhabditida; Rhabditidae
Source: the annotation of a GenBank genome assembly